Microthlaspi erraticum is the source of this 519-nucleotide messenger RNA. The record is from the annotation of a GenBank genome assembly. NCBI's taxonomy places the organism in Eukaryota, Viridiplantae, Streptophyta, Magnoliopsida, Brassicales, Brassicaceae.
AUGAACGCCACAAUCAGCUUGCCUCCUACAGGUAUCAGAGAAGGAACUUUAGCACCUUGGAUCAUGUGGAGCAUCUGGAUGAGUAGAAACAACAAAAUCUUUAGCAACAGAUUCUUCACCGCUCGAGAAACCCUAGAUCUAGCGUUGUUAAGAGCUAGAGAAUGGCAAGAAGCGCAAGAGAUACCACGUACCAGCGGGCCAAAGAAGCGAAUCAACAGAAGCACAAUCCCAUCGAGUUUCAAGCGUUGCCAGACGGAUGGAGCGUGGAACGAGGAAGCGAAAGCAGGAGGAAUGGGUUGGGUAUUUUUGAACAACAAACAGCACCAGAUCACCAAGAAUUCAAUCGCUAAGAGGAACGUCGCUUCGCCGCUGAUUGCGGAAGGAUUGGCGAUCCGUCACGCUCUGAUUCAUGCGCUGGAUCUUAUUCCUUGCAUGUGGCUUCAGACUCACAGGUGCUCAUCAAGGCAAUCAAUUCCGGAAGCUGUACAUCGGAGAUCUAUGGUAUCCUUCAGGACAUAG